AUGGACUCCCUGGGAUACAACUGCUUUGUGGACCAAGAAAAGAUGGAGGCAGCCAUUCAGGACCUGGGCCCCAAGGAGCUGAGCUGCACAGAGCUGCAGGAGCUGAAGCAGCUGGCGCGCCAGGGCUACUGGGCGCACAGCCACACGCUGCGCGCCAAGGUGUACCAGCGCCUGAUCCGCGACAUCCCCUGCCGCACCGUCACGCCCGACGCCAGCGUCUACAGUGACAUCGUGGGCAAGAUAGUGGGUAAGCACAGCAGCAGCAGCAGCCUGCCCCUCCCCGAGUUCGUGGACAACACGCAGGUGCCCAGCUACUGCCUGAACGCGCGGGGCGAGGGCGCCGUGCGCAAGAUCCUGCUGUGCAUCGCCAACCAGUUCCCCGACAUCUCCUUCUGCCCCGCGCUGCCCUCCAUGGUGGCGCUGCUGCUGCACUACAGCCUGGACGAGGCCGAGUGCUUCGAGAAGGCCUGCCGCAUCCUGGCCUGCAACGACCCCAGCCGGAAGCUCAUCGACCAAAGCUUCCUGGCCUUCGAGUCGUCGUGCAUGACCUUCGGGGACCUGGUGAACAAGUACUGCCAGGCGGCCCACAAGCUGAUGGUGGCCGUCUCUGAAGACGUGCUGCAGGUGUACGCCGACUGGCAGCGCUGGCUCUUUGGCGAGCUGCCGCUCAGCCACUUUGCGCGCGUCUUCGACGUUUUCCUGGUGGAGGGCUACAAGGUGCUGUACCGGGUGGCCCUGGCCAUCCUCAAGUUCUUCCACAAGGUCAGGGCUGGACAGCCCCCCGAAUCCGACAAUGUGCGGCAGGACAUCCGCUCCUUCGUCAAGGACAUCGCCAAGACAGUAUCGCCCGAGAAGCUGCUGGAGAAGGCGUUUGCCAUCCGGCUCUUUUCGCGGAAGGAGAUCCAGCUCCUGCAGAUGGCCAACGAGAAGGUGCUCAAGCAGAAGGGUAUCACCGUCAAGCAAAAGAGUGUCUCGCUUUCUAAAAGGCAGUUCGUGCAUCUGGCUGUCCAUGCGGAGAACUUCCACUCGGAAAUCGUCAGCGUGAAGGAGAUGAGGGACAUCUGGUCGUGGGUCCCCGAGCGCUUCGCCCUGUGCCAGCCCCUCCUGCUCUUCUCUUCACUGCAGCAUGGCUACAGCUUGACCAGGUUCUACUUCCAGUGCGAGGGCCACGAGCCCACCCUCCUGCUCAUCAAAACCACGCAGGAGGAGGUCUGCGGAGCAUACCUGUCCACAGACUGGAGCGAGAGGAACAAGUUCGGGGGCAAGUUGGGCUUCUUUGGGACCGGAGAGUGUUUUGUAUUUCGGCUGCAGCCUGAGGUCCAGCGCUAUGAGUGGGUGGUCAUCAAGCAUCCAGAGCUAACCAAGGCCCAGUCCCUGCUGUCCCCGGAGUCCACCGCCACUCCCACCCCAGCCGGCCACUCAGUCUCCACCAACCCUGCUGACCGCCUCUCACCGUUCUUGGCCACGCGGCACUUCAACUUGCCCUCCAAGACAGAGUCCAUGUUCAUGGCAGGGGGCAAUGACUGCCUUAUUGUGGGUGGUGGGGGUGGCCAGGCACUCUUCAUCGAUGGAGACCUGAACCAUGGCCGAACGGGGCACUGUGACACCUUUAACAACCAGGCGCUCUGUUCUGAGAACUUCCUCAUUGCUGCCAUCGAGGUCUGGGGCUUCCAAGACCCUGACACCCAGAACCUGGGCCAGUGA
Elephantulus edwardii (Cape elephant shrew) is the source of this 1704-nucleotide messenger RNA. RefSeq names its product TBC1 domain family, member 24 (gene TBC1D24). NCBI's taxonomy places the organism in Eukaryota, Metazoa, Chordata, Mammalia, Macroscelidea, Macroscelididae. The coding region runs from base 1 to 1704 and encodes 567 amino acids. The record is from RefSeq and is a predicted model, not a curated record. The transcript is spliced from 7 exons.